Messenger RNA from Sphaerodactylus townsendi, 507 nucleotides. It is a transcript of the gene LDOC1, whose product is annotated as LDOC1 regulator of NFKB signaling. The transcript has a single exon. The record is from RefSeq and is a predicted model, not a curated record. Bases 1 to 507 code for a protein of 168 amino acids. NCBI's taxonomy places the organism in Eukaryota, Metazoa, Chordata, Lepidosauria, Squamata, Sphaerodactylidae.
AUGGAAGCUAGAGCGCAACAGGCCGAGACCAAGUUAUGGGAGUAUCAGCAAAUGAGUUCUGCCUCUCAGUCGGCUGGGUACACUAUGAUGAGUAGGCCACCUCCAAUGCCUCCGCCACCCCCUGCGCCCCUCGCCCACCUCCAGCCACGUCCACGCAUUCCUGCCCGGUUUGAUGGAACAGCUUCCAAACUUCCUUACUUCAUCUUGCAGCUGGAUGCGCACAUGCAGGAAUAUGAUGACUUGUAUCGUUCUGAAAGGGAGAAGGUGAGGGAUAUUGGGUCGGUACUUGACGGGGAGGCGGCUGAAUGGUUCGUGGAAUUGUUUGAAUUAGAGGUGGACAAGCUGAAUUCGGUAGCUGAACUUCUCCAAGGGCUUCGGCUUCGUUUUGAGGAUCGUGACAUGGUUGAGAAGGCGAGGAAAACCCUGAAAACCAUUAAGCAAGGAGGCCGCCCUUUCGCCGACUUUGCACAUCAAUUUCGGGCAGCUGCCAGCAAAAUACCUGACUAG